AUGGCUACCCAGCUAGUCUCUCUGGCGGAGGUGGAGAGGCUCAGCGCCUCGGUCGUACGGAUAUUGGGGGGCAAUCCCGGCAAGUUCACUCUGCAAGGCACGAAUACGUAUCUAAUCGGGCGAGGUCGUCAACGCAUCCUCAUUGACACCGGUCAGGGUGAACCCUCCUGGGCAGCUCGGCUUAAGUCUCUUUUGGCAGAAGAGAAUGCAACUGUGCAUCAGGCGCUCCUCACGCAUUGGCAUCCAGACCAUGUCAAAGGCGUUCCUGACCUCUUAGCAUUAUGUCCGGACGCUAUCAUCUACAAGAAUGAUCCAGACCUCGGCCAAGAGAGCAUUGAAGACGGUCAGAUCUUCAGUGUUGAAGGUGCAACACUACGAGCAUACCAUACCCCGGGUCAUACGGUGGACCAUAUGAUGUUUGUUCUUGAAGAAGAGGAUUCAGUCUUUACGGGCGAUCAUGUCUUGGGCCAUGGCACGAGUGUCUUUGAGGACCUUUCGUCCUAUAUAUCUAGCCUAAAGCGAAUGCAGAACCGGGUUUCGGGUCGCGGCUAUCCUGGCCACGGAGCUGUUAUCGAGAAUGCGACAGCAAAGAUCACAGAGUACAUCAAGCACCGCCAACAGCGAGAGGAUGAAGUGGUUCGCGUUCUCCGAUAUAAUCACCUCGAUGUCGCAGAUGGGGAAGCAUCGCCGGAGCGUAAACGGUCCUGGACCCCACUGGAACUAGUCAAGGUGAUUUACAAAGAUGUGCCGGAAAGCCUUCAUCUGCCUGCAUCUAAUGGAGUGUUGCUUGUUCUGAAGAAAUUAGAGGACGAAGGCCGGGUAAGCCGAGAUGCUGAUGGGCGAUGGGUUCUGGAAACUGGACGAUCUGCGCUUUGA
Messenger RNA from Aspergillus tubingensis, 876 nucleotides. RefSeq names its product putative metallo-beta-lactamase domain protein. Lineage: Eukaryota; Fungi; Ascomycota; Eurotiomycetes; Eurotiales; Aspergillaceae. Gene Ontology annotation, biological process: secondary metabolite biosynthetic process. The record is from RefSeq and is a predicted model, not a curated record. Bases 1 to 876 code for a protein of 291 amino acids. The transcript is spliced from 4 exons.